AUGGGUGGCCGGUUUUGCUGUGGCUGGUGGUGCAGCGUGCUCUGGACGUGCUCGUUAGGCUUUGCGUGGCUUCAGGCAGAAACGAUACAUUUUACCAACUCGCCCAAGCUGAUCAUGGCGUCGAAGAACUUUACCACGUACGAAAUAGAAGUUCCCGGCUCGAAACCAAUCACCAUCAUCGAGGCGACCGAUCCGUACGAUCGUGGAUCGAGCGUUGGACGACCGUUGAACACUUUUCCCAAGGAAGUGCAGAUACCCGGCGGUCCAACGACAAGCUUCCGGACGAGCACCGGACUAAGCGUUAGCAGACCCACCCAGGAGGAUCAAGGCGUCGAGCAGUCGACCGGCUCCCGAAAAACGCUCUACUCACCGGAGCUGUUGAACAAGUUCCUCAAGGAGUACUCCGAAAAGCUGCGCAACGCUGAUUCCGCCACGAGAAAGCGCCUGAACGAGAUCACGAUGAUCAACAACAGCAUUAACCGAAACCAGAACGAGUUGCCGGGAGGGGCGGACAGUGGGGAUGAGAAUCAGUACCGAAACAAACAUCCACACCUGGAUGCUAUUCAGGCCGAGAGUCAAAACGACACCCGCGAACGGUUGCCGGAAGAUGAGCCGAAAACGGAGGACGAGUUCGUGUUUAACGACACACACGAGCGGCACGUGAUGAGCGGUGCGGGAGCGACGAGCAAUAAGCGGUGGUACCAGGAGGCAGGAUUGGGAGGCUACCAGACGCCGACCCAACAAACCAGCCACAAAAACCACCCGUGGAACAUUAAGGAUGGUUGGGUGAGCCUGGAGGCGGUGCCGUGGUCGGAAAGUAAGGUAUCAAAGUGGCACGCCAGCGGAUCGGUGUCGGAGUUGAACAAAAACACAGCCGGGAAGGUUACGGUGAGCAUGCAGCACGCGUUGGACAAGUACUGGAACUCGGGUGCGGUAGCAAGUGAGGAAACUCCCAAGUACAAACCCGUUGCUACGUCGGGAUCUAUCGGUUCGUCGAGCUACUACAACGGGGAAGCGGAUGAUGACUACGGGUAUGGAUCGUACCACAGCGACAACAGGUCACCGGUGAACCGGUUACCAAGCUCCUCCGUAACUCCUACCGAGUCCCUCUACAACCGAAGACGUCCCAUUGCAACGCUCUACAACGAUCGUCCGGAUCCGGACCGAAGCAGACCAUCAGCUCCGCCGCAGCCACAGAUUGAUAGCUGGUACGAUCAGCAGCUACAUGCGAGCAAUCCGUACGACUCGAUGAAGGCUUACCACGAUCAGGGACCCAAUACCUCGCCGAGCACUCCCAAUCGCGACAUCAUAACCGAUGGUCGUCCGGCAAAUUUUCCCAAAUCUCCUCAAGAUCGUCCCGGACAGGGAGGAUACAGCGACGACAGUAGUCCGCAGAAUGAACGAGCGCGGCCAGUGUCUUAUCCCGAUCGUGGCAAUGGCGAAUGGGUCUUGAUCUCCACCACCAAGGGCUACCAAUAUCCCAAGCGACGUCACGGACAGCGAGCGAUCACGUUCUCGCCCGCCACAUCCACCAGCCAUCAGACGGUCAAGUUGACGGUGUUGCCCAUGAAGAACGCAAUCGAUAUGACCACUUCGCACAACGGCCUGAUCGAGGUGUCCUCCUCGACGCAAACGGUGGAGGAUGCGGUCAAGCAGCAGAAGAGCAAACGCAAGGGUCAGUAUCCCGGGUCGACAGCGAGCGGACACGUGGGGCCGAAGAAGAAAAAACAUUCCUCGACGGUGGCGUCAGCUUCGGGCCAAACCUUCUCACUGAUGCGUCGCGAUGCGUCCCAGGACAGCUCGGCCGUACUGGCGGCAGUCGGGGCGGGUAUGGUACCGGCCACCAUGGCCAUCCUGGCACCGAUGGUUCUCGGUCGAAAGAAAAAGUAA
Messenger RNA from Anopheles moucheti, 1890 nucleotides. RefSeq lists its product as uncharacterized. Bases 1 to 1890 code for a protein of 629 amino acids. The record is from RefSeq and is a predicted model, not a curated record. The transcript has a single exon. Lineage: Eukaryota; Metazoa; Arthropoda; Insecta; Diptera; Culicidae.